Diorhabda carinulata is the source of this 8568-nucleotide messenger RNA. RefSeq names its product ras-related protein Rab-3 (gene Rab3). Bases 407 to 1066 code for a protein of 219 amino acids. Gene Ontology annotation, molecular function: GTPase activity; GTP binding. Gene Ontology annotation, cellular component: synaptic vesicle; plasma membrane; endosome. NCBI's taxonomy places the organism in Eukaryota, Metazoa, Arthropoda, Insecta, Coleoptera, Chrysomelidae. The record is from RefSeq and is a predicted model, not a curated record. The transcript is spliced from 6 exons. Gene Ontology annotation, biological process: protein localization to plasma membrane; regulation of exocytosis; protein secretion.
AUUUUAGGUUAUAAUAUCGAUAAAAGCCACGGACUUUAAGUAAAAACUUCUUAAGGACACUCAUUAGUGUUUUAUCCGAGACAUGCGAAAACAAGAAUGCAAUUGACUAAAUUUAUGAGAAGAGAUGAAAUAUCUUCAAAAUCAUGUUCGCGUUGUUGUGAAGAUCAUUUAAAUGUAACUAUUGCUAUUUAUCGGAAGAACCCUCAACUAAUUAACAAAAGUAAUGAAAUUUUUAAUUGAAGAACCAUACAUAGGUAGUUUUCUUAAGGCCAAGGAAGACACAGAAAAUUAUGUACAAUCUAAGAUUAUGAAACAACAAGAUUAAAAAUAACACUAUGGUUAAAUAAGGGUUAUACCUCAUAUAUUCUAUUGGGGAAAUAUGCCACAGCCACUGAGAUAAGCAUUGAUGGGUGGUGCAGAUGUUAAAUGGCCAAAAGAUGCCGCCGAUCAGAAUUUCGAUUACAUGUUUAAAUUGUUGAUAAUAGGAAACAGUUCGGUCGGUAAAACGUCCUUUCUCUUUAGAUAUGCCGAUGAUAGUUUCACUUCAGCAUUCGUUAGCACAGUCGGCAUUGACUUCAAAGUCAAAACUGUUUUCAGACACGAUAAAAGAGUGAAGCUACAAAUAUGGGACACCGCUGGUCAAGAGCGAUACAGAACCAUAACGACAGCAUAUUAUAGGGGAGCUAUGGGUUUUAUCCUUAUGUAUGAUAUUACCAAUGAAGAAUCUUUCAAUAGUGUACAAGAUUGGGUAACUCAAAUCAAAACUUACUCUUGGGACAAUGCUCAAGUAAUUUUGGUUGGUAAUAAAUGCGACAUGGAAGACGAACGAGUGAUCAGUUUUGAACGAGGAAAACAACUAGCUGAACAACUUGGAGUCGAAUUUUUUGAAACCAGCGCAAAGGAAAAUAUAAAUGUCAAGGCAGUGUUUGAACGCCUGGUAGACAUAAUAUGCGAUAAGAUGUCGGACAGUUUAGAUACAGAUCCAAAUUUGAUGAGCAGUGGAACCAAAUCCACGCGCUUAACAGAUACUCCUCAUGGACCUCAAGCUGCCAAUUGUAACUGUUAAUAUAAUUAUAAUCUGAUUGAAUACUAUACUGUUGAAACUUUGACCAGGAUGUACUUAAACUAAUUUUUAUUUUUACUCUCAUUGAGACUGACAAUAUAAACAGGCGCAGUAAUUAUUAUGGCCAUUAGAUCGACCCUACAUUAUCAAUUAACAGUACUGACAAGAAAAUUGUAAUGCUAAACGGUUCUUACUAGUUAUUGAACAAAAUAAUUUAUUUGCUUAUAACUAUUAUUUCAUUAUUCCAUAUUCAGCAUUGUUGUUCAGUUAAAAAAUAGAAUUUGGGUUAUUCUGGUGGUCUUCAACUUUAUUUAGAUGCGUCUGUACUUAACUACUUGAAAACUUACCUUCUGGAAUCAAACUUUCUUUCGAUUCAAAUAACAAAUCAAUCUUAAAAAGUUGGUUUUUGGAAAUGGAGGUACGAAUUUUUGUUAGUUAGAACUAAUACUCACAAUUUCAUUUCAAUAUAAUUGAAUAUGACAAGAAAUUCAUUGAUAUAUGGCAAAGCUGUUCAAUAACAGAAACGAGUAAGGAAGAAUAAGACUAUUUAUUUAUAAAAACAUGUUUACAGGACCAAUGAAAAUUAUAUGGAACUAAUUAGACAAUAAUUUUAACUUAAUCUAAAUGGCUGAUUUAUUUUUCAACAGAUUUUCGUACCUUCACUGCGUAAACCGUUUUAUAGAUGCAUUCUCAGAAUUUUUAAUACUUAUUAACAUAAUAAAAACGAUGUCAAUACAAAGCAAAAUGUAGCAUAGAUUGGAAUAUAUAGAAAGAAAGAUGAACUAUUCUUAACAUUAUGCCGUCUAAAGCUAUUUAAACUAAUCACUACAGAAUAUUAACGAAUCACUAAAUACACUGCGCGUCAAUGAAAGCAGACCCCCCAAAAAUUUGCGAAAUUACCCAAAUUUUUUUUUAAAUAUAUCAUGUAUUUAUUCAUUAAUGCUUUUAGCAUGUUAUAUGGUGUUUAUACGGGUUAAAAUUGGAAAGUAAUCAACACUUUAGAAAGGCUUAUUGCCAACUCGAUACUGAAUAACAAUUCUGCUACGAGUGGGCGUAGAAAGCAAGACAUUCUGAAUGUUUGCUUGAGGAAAAUUGGUCCAUUUCUCAAUCAGCGCCAAUCGGAACUUUUCACGUGUUUAUAAAGCAGGUAUGCGACGUCUUAGAUGUCUUUUGAGCUGGUCACAAGUAUAUUCAAUAGGAUUGAGAUCGGGGCUUUGAGUGGGCCAGUCCAUUUUUGCAAUACCAACCUCUUCAAUAUUCGCCGUUACAAUUCUUGCCGUGUGCGGUCGAGCAUUAUCUCGCAUUAGCAGUAUACCAUUAAGAAUAAAUACGGCAUAUGAUAGUACAAUAUCUUCUAGGAUCUCUGCAAUAUAUCGUCGUGCUGUUAGUGUGUCUCUGUCAAUCACGACGAGUUCCAUGUGUGCCUCAAAAGAAAUACCUGCUCAAAAUAUUACUGAGCCACCCCCAUACGCAACCCGUGGUAACCGAGUACUGGCAGGAUACCGUUCUCCAGCUCUUCCGUAUUUCUGCCAGCGUUGCCAUACAGGAACAUUCUACACUCAUGAACAAUACCUUUUUCCAGUCGUCUACUAUCCAAUGCAUGCUUAUGUUCACGAGCAAAAUAAAAUCUGCGUCGUCUGUGAGUAACCAAGCUGGACUGCAAGCUGUCAAACCACUUUCUUUCAACCUUCGUCGAACAAUAGACUGCUAUUCCGAGAACUUGUUGAGGGCCGUUUUGGAGCAUUUUAGAGGUUUGCGUUCGGUCUCGCAAAGUAGUAAUCGUGAGACAACGAUCUAAUCGAGCUGUUGUUUUUUUUUUCACCCGUACGGGCCGGCAGUGGUGUCAUAAUAAAUGUAUAUGAAGUAGUCGAAAUUUUUAUUCGGUGUUUGACCAGUAACUAACAAUAAUUGCAUCGUUUCCUUGGUUCCUAGAAGUUUUUUCUCUUCUUUACUAGCCCAUUUCACUGAAUUAAUAAAUAAGCUAUUAUUAAAAAUUGAUAAUUUUGCAAAUAUUUGGGGUGGCCCGUUUUUGCUGACGCGCAGUUUAGUUGAUGAAAGAUGAGAAAAAAUGAGGUUUUGGUGUAAAUACGUGAUAAGGCCGUUUGAUUAAGAGAAUUGAAAGUUAUUGUUUAUAAUAAUGAUAGAAAACCAUCGCUUUUCUAUAAUAAAUAUGUACUGGUGGUACUUCUGGAAUAUUCGUAAUCUUCAGAUCAUUUUACGUAAGUUUGCCUCACUACUUUCUCCUCUAUAUUAUAAAAUAACUAGUGAUUGGUAAAGCUGACUCAAUAAAAUAUUUAUGAGCUUCCUAGAAUUCGAGAAACUUGGAAUCAUUUGAAGGGAUAUUCAAUUCUUAGCAAAUUUUUUAAUACCAGUUAUCGGUAUUGUAUUAUCGGUUUUGUUUUGGUAAUAUUCAAGUGAGAUACUCAAUUUUUUCGGCCAUUUACUUGAACUAGUACAAAAUGGUGAGAACCGUACUAUACAAGCGUAGAUUUGACAAAAAAUGGAUAUGUUAGGGAAUUGAGCUUUAUGAAUGAAUAUAUAACAAACAAUUGAAAAUUAUUUAAAAUAAUUUUUCUUAGGAUCUUUAUUUCCCUAAUUUUUCUAUCAAAAUCUGUAGUUCAUUUAUAUCACUUUACGUUCAUAUUGUGUUUUCUAUAAAAGUCAUAUCAGAAUAGUAGAAGUAUGCAAAAUUAACAAAUAUCAUGACAAGUACAUACUUGGACGUGAAUAAUUAUAUCAGCAGUAUAAAAUUUAUUCCUCUAUGAAUGAAUGAUUGAGAAACUCUCUAUCAACUUUGGAAAUUCCAAGAACAAGCUGAAAAAAUAACAGUUGAUAUUAUUGAUUUCUUAGUGAUGUGGUUUUUUGUCAUAUGCCCCCUUAUACAAAUUUUUCUUUGGAUUUUACACUUAACAGGUAAAUAUCCAUUUCCUAUUAUUUCAAGUUGAUUGAGUGUCUCCUAGACUGGCGCUACUAUAGGCUUAAAUGAAAAACGAGCAGAGCUAAUCAAUGUUUCUAAAUAUUUUCUCAUUAUUAUUCACCCAUGAAUAGUUGCAGUGAAAAGUUCUUUUACUACGAUCCAUCACGUGUGGAACUUAUUUUGACAUCAAAUACAGUAAUUAAAUUCUAUGUCUCUGGAAUUAGUCAUCAUUAAGAGUUUUUCACGAGAUAGCACAUAUUUCUGGCAACUUUUGUGGAUUAUGGACAACGAAUAUUUAUCAAGACGCAUACGUUUGUUACCUCUUAGCUCGAUUUAAGACGAGAAAGUACAAAUAGUGGAAGUAUUUUGUGCAAAAAUCUAGAGUUUUUCAUGUCAAAAAAUGUUCAAGUACGUUCAAUUCAAGAUAGUAUUAGUAGUUUCAGAAUGCCAAGACUAUCGAUUCAGUUCCGAUUACUGGACGAUUAAGGAAUAUCCUUAACUUUUGAAUGUAAAGAUAUUUAUUUAUGUAUCGCCUACAACAUAUUUUGUAUCCAAAACCUUCGCAAUUGAAAAUAUUUACGGAAUAUAUUUCACAAAUGUACAAUAUGUUUGCCAUUUCAGUUUAUUUAUUCAAAGUUGUAUCCUGUGUGUGUUUUUUUUUUAAAUAGUAGACGAUGAAUCAACUAAGAAAAUUACUAACGAAUUUUGUAAAUGUUGCGAUUUAUAGUUAGCAAAUUAUUAAGCCUACAUUGAAUAUUUUAUAAAAAAAAUUUUCGAAAUUCUCUUGCUACUAGUAGUAUAUAGGGUUGUUUGAAAACAAAAAAGCAUUGUUUGUGGUGAAUUAGAGAGAAGUUAUGUCCGAAAUUUUAUUUGAUCAGAACAAAAUAUUUUCAACCCCAGAGAUUUUGAUUAUAGUGACAGAUGGAGCUACUUCUAAUUGUAAAAGAUGUAGAGGUUGAGUUGUGUUUUAUUUUUUCUUCAAAUUAUUCUACAUCGAUGAUAAUUGGUAAUGAAUUAUUAUUUGAAGUUUCCUUUUCUAUAUUAUGAGCUUUAUUCGACUGGAGUUCCGAAAAAGGGAACACACCGAUUGAGUACAAAGUUUUACCACAUAUUACAUGAUGGUACCUAAAAGGAUUUUCAGAGCUUCGUCAGGAAAGGGUAUGAACCUAACCACGUAUUUCCAGCAACUGAUAUUUUGUGCUUAUAUUUAGAUUUUUUGUGACAUAAAAACACCUCUUCAUCCAGCACCGUCAUAUUCUUUCUAUGCUUAUUGGAGUAUCUUUCUUUGGGUAAAAAUCCGAUUUUCUCAGACCGAAGUAAAGUACUUUCACGAUUUUUGAACUUCUUUCCUAAUGAAAAUUAUAUCUAUGUUGUUUCUUAUGCUACCAUCAUGUGUUCCAAUGUCAAAAAUCAACAAUUUUUUUCAUAAUUGUAAUUCACAAUUGUAGCUAUUAUGAAUAACUAAUUUUUCAUGACGAAAAGGAUACUAGUAGGGGUAGGACAAACAAAGAAAUGAGAGAGGGUUGAUAAUCAAUUUCAAUACCAAUCCAUACUUUUCGUGGGUUCAAAACAAAAACGAUUUUUUCACCCCAUUCUCUGACGAGACACCAAAAAUCCUUUAAGAUACAAUCAUCAAGGGUGCGAUAGAGUAUUCGGUGAGAAUGUGAAGUUGUUAUUGUGUGUUCUAAUAUGACGUUUUUAUAUAGAAUUUAUUGAUAUUUUAUUAGAUUAAUUUAGCAAUAUCAAUAAAAUUAACAAAAUAGCUUUUCUUUUUUUUGUUUAUCGCAUCCAGAAUAAUGUGAAAUAGGUUUUUUAAACAAAAUUCAACUCCUCCAAAAAUGUAUGAAAUUUAUUAUCAAAAGCUUCUCUUUCAGAAAUAAAUUUAAAUCAUCUUAAAUAUAUUACUAUAGAAACAACUUUUCCCAAGCAAAUUUUUCAUAAUGAGUUAAUUUGUAAUAAGAGUAUGUCAUCAAACCUGAAAUGUUGAUUGUUUAUUAAAAAUUCCGAAUUAACUUAACUUAUUUAUGAUUGAAAUUCAAUCAAUUCAACUUUGAUGAGAGAUCAUUUAUAUUCGGAUGGUUCACGACAAUUAAUUAUUCUAACCGAAUUGACAUCGACUGGGAAUCUAAACCUCAACUAAUAAUACAACAUCCUUCACGAAAUAGUGAUGAAUUUGAAUAUCAUUUAUUCAUAAUAUUCCCCAAUGGUGCAUACUUUGGGGAAUUUAUUAGUUGUAGCCUACAGUACGCGCAUAACUUUCUCUGGGCCAUAAAUUAGUUAUACUCAAUCAAUUUUCGGAAAUAAGUAUUUAUUCAAAUGAAAAAUAUAUAAGAAUACAAAAACGAAUCGAAACUUUCGAUUUCCAAACUAUAUUAUAUUAAUUGAUGUCUGUAGGUUGAUUGCUGAUUCUUUGUCGCUGUUGCCUACAAUCAGAUUAGAUGUGUCAUCUCCAAAUGUCGCAAUAGUGUUGUUUUCUCAUUGGGGGAUGCCCUUGUGUAUAAGAGAUGAAGUAACGGCCAAAGAGUUACUACCUUCGGAUUAAUUCUUUCUAUUCUAUUCUAUUCUAUAUGUAAAAGUUCUCAUUUAAUUUUAGUUCCAUACAUCUCGAUAUUUAGUAAGUGUUAUAAUUUUUCGUUUGCUGUUGCAAUAAAUAAUUAGCACUAAAGUUCGAGAGGAAAGAACGUGUUUUUGAGACAAUAGUUUUCCAUUUUCUCACAAUUCCGACAUAUUUUGCUGGAUGAUGCUAUUUUAUAAUUUCACGCCUUUACAAAAAAAAAUGAGCGUCGUAAUAAUUGUUUAUAUUAAAACAUAAAACUCCUCUAACAAAUUUUUUCUAAAAAAAUUUAAUUUCUCAGAAAUUAUUAGACUCACAAAAAAUUAGAACUUAUUUCGAUCGCAAGCAACUUAAAUACUGGUAGCUCUUCGUAAGUUUACAUAUCUUGCAGAAUUAAAAACGAAAAAAAGGAUUGUUGUAUUUUGAGGUUAUGAAAAAUAAUUGGGAAUAGAAUUUUCAAGUAUCUACGUAACUUUUUGCAUAUAACUAAUAUUUAUGACUGUAAUCAUUCUGAUGAUUUUCAUACUCUCUCAACUUCAAAUAAUUUACAACUCAACUACUAUAUUUGUUAAUUUUGGAAAACUUAGAAAAAUGUCUUUUCAACUAAUUCAUACGUACGACACUUCACAAUGGAGUAGCCCCUCUAUACGUUACUAUAUAUAAAUUAAUAUCAAUGAUAUUUCCUAUUUCGGACAACAACGACUCGUACUAAUUAUUUUAAUUGAUAUUUCAGGAAUGUGGACAUAAUCACAGGUAAUAGUGCCACAGUUCAGCAAACUUACCUGCAUAUUGAAUUAAAAUGUUCCACUUUCUUAACAAAACACUUUUUGUUUCAUAUUAAUCAAUCAAUCUGCAGAGGUAUGCUAUUUUUAAUCAUGUCUGAAUUUUAUGGUCAACGUACACAUAUCGCAGGCCUAAGAGGCACCAUUAUUUGUCAAUGUGUUGUAUAUUAAUUAGAGAAAAGAAAAAAAAAUGACGACUAGCAAAGGUUGGAUACAGAAAACAAAUGCGACGUAGUAACAAUAGUGUACCCAAAAAUAACAGUUUCUGUGUAAAAUUGUAAAUAAAUAGGUCUUUAUGUAAUUAAAAAUAGUAUAUUGUACAACCAGUGAGAAAAAUAGAGUAUUUCUUACAAAAGCAGCCGCAGGUGUUUAUGUAACAAGUUUUAUAAAUCGAGUUUCCUCACGUGUUGUACAUUACAAUUACUUUCCCGAUGAAGUCCCCGACUAAAUACUACUGCGAAAUGCAUAACAUUAAUGCUGAUUAAAAAAACACCUAAGUCGUAAAGUCGUCGGAGAAAAGAUUUAUUGUUUGAGUAACUUCCUACAGCGUUGCCAAGUUUGUUUAUUAGAAAGAUAUGAUUGUUGUGUAAGAGUAGAAGAUUGGAUAAUCCAAACAGUUCGGCAACGCUGCCAAUAUCAUUAAUUGUUGCAAAUUAUGUGUUUGUACUUAGACAAUUAUUUUUUUAUGGAAUGUUAAUUAGUUGUAACUUUAAAGUUAUUUUUGCUUGCCAACAAUGAACUGGACACAAGAUUAAAAUAAGGAACAGAUGUACAUGUAAUCAUUAUCUAUUCUUAUCUCAAAAAUAUAAACAUGUAAUUUUCACUGAAGGUUCUAAGUUGUAUGAGAAGUUAUUUACUAACUAAUUGUGAAAUGGUAUAUUACAUUACAAGGGCAUCGUCUCGGAUAUCAUGAUGCGCAGGGUCGAAAAUUCAACUUUCAUCCCUUGUAGUGUAUACGAUUUUUCUUCAUACCUCAUUUGAAGGUACGUACUUUUUACCCUUGUAGAGUAACUUUCGACCUAAGUAUGAAGAAAACGUUUAUUUCGACGUCUUUGUAGAAAUUUAUUUGAUCACAGAAACGAAUAACUUAAAAUAGUAUAUUGUAUAUAACAAGUGUGCAAUCGAAUUUUCAACACGUGUUUUACACGAUAUUUUUCAGACAACCACAGAAAAAACGAAGUUAUAUUUAUUUUUUUAAUUAGUUUGUGGUAAAGUUACUAUUAGCCCUGUCAAAUUAGAUAAAAAAAUAAAA